GUUUGCACCACUCGGGUUGACGCCUCUGCUAGGUGUUGCUGGUGUUUUCAGGACAUCUAAGACUGGCGUCUCUGGCGUGGAUGGCGUCACGACACUGCGCCGGUUAACGAUCAGAACUAUUCAGGUCAUGUCAAGGACAGCCAAUCACAGUGAUUCACAGCCAACCACAGUCAAUCACAGCCAAUCACAGCCAAUCACAGCCAAUCACAGCCAAUCACAGCCAAUCACAGCCAAUCACAGCCAACCACAGCAAAUCACAGCCAACCACAGUCAAUCACAGCCAAUCACAGCAAUUCACAGCCAACCACAGCCAACCACAGCCAAUCACAGCAAUUUACAGCCAAUCACAGAGAUUCACAGCCAAUCACAGAGAUUCACAGCCAACCACAGCCAACCACAGCCAACCACAGUCAAUCACAGCCAAUCACGGCAAUUUAUAGCUAAUCACAGCAAUUUACAGUCAAUCACAGUCAAUCUCAGCCAAAUUUAUCCUCACACAGCCAAUCCCAGUCAAUAACAGCCAAUCACACAUUCAAAUGAACAUUUUGUCAAAACAUUCGAAUUCUUACCUCAUUUCUUUAAUAUUUAAAAUGUUAUGUUGUCCAUCAAACUAAUGAGAAGCCUGAUGUAUCACUGACUUAUGUAAUAAUAUAUGUAUCAUUGUUUUAGUAUGCGUGUCAUAGUUUUACUGUUAGGCCUCUCCUAUUUUAAAUAAUUUUAAAACCAUGAAAUAUGAAGUGUGAUUUCAAAUGAACGGUGCUCACGUCUGCAGUGUAAAGCAGUCGUUCGAUGAAAUUAACCAAUCAACCAAUAAGAAAGCUGAAUUGUUCUCCGUAAGGUCACGUGGUGUGUACGCUGUCUCUGUAGACUUCUCAAACAUAAACUAAUUUUAAAUCAGUGAGGAGAAGGGUUCGCUGAUUUUUUUAUUUUUUUUUCCGAAUUAAAAUUGGACUCGUCAUUUUGGCAAUAAAGUUCUGGCUAAAUUUUUGGAACUGGGUUCCUCUAAGGUAGCGGUUCUCAACCGGUGGGUCUUCACCUCUUUGAGGGUCGAACGACCCUUAUACAGGUGUCGCCUAAGACCAUCGGAAACCAAGUAGCAACGAAAAUAAGUAUGUGGAUGGGGGUCACCACAACAUAAGGAAUAGUGUUAAAGGGUUACGGCAUUAGGAAGGUUGAGAACCACUGCUCUAAGACCACGUGAUUUUGACAAAAUGGUCGGCUUAUCGAGACACAAGAGAGUGUACCUCCCAGCAUGCACCUGUUUGGUUCAAUAGACGUGAUAGGUUUAAAUGUGUUCUUUGAGACAGAUCGGAGGAUCAGUCUAAUCGAAAGUUUGUGUGACAGACGUAUGGGAAGUCUUGGUGUGUGUGAGACACAUUCUGUUUGUGACCCGUCUUACCCUGUCAUGACAUGCCCCCCUCUCACUGCAUGUCCCUGUCACUAAUGACCACGUCACCAGAUGCCCCUGUCACUACAUGUCAUUGUCACUACAUGACAAGUCUGAAAAGUUCAGGGCAUUUCAGAUGACCAAACGCUCAUGCCUUGUGAUGUGAACUGGCUCAGAAAUAAGGCAUUCGUGGUGUUGGACCGUUUCAGGUCUGUCAACAUUUCAGAUGGAUGAAAUUCUCGCCCCGUCACACCAGGUCGCGUUUGUGAAAGGUCAACAACGGUCAUCUACAGUCUUGUUGAGUGGCUCCGCGCUCCUCCUAAUGCGUCAUCCGGUAAGCCCUUAUCUGAAGAGCGCUCUACAACCUCACCCAGCGCUUUGCCGUUUUGUCCCGGCGCACAAAUGCACUCUGGGUCGUCUCAAUGGGCAGUACGUUAAACCACUUUGGUCAGCCAGCUCAAGAUCACGUGACUUGAGGAGGAGAUGGAAGAGUGGCGUCCAAGCUAGCAGUGGGAGAUGACUCUUACGUUACUGCAAGAGAGAGAACUCUGCCCGCAGUAGAGGAAGAGUGAAUCAAUAUAAGCUUGAUAGUGCCAUCUUUAAAUCUGUACACAGUUGGCUGUAUGACAGUGACUGUAUAAAAGUUGGCUGUAUGACAGUUGACUGUAUGAUAGUUGACUGUAAGAUAGUUGGCUGUAUGACAGUUGCUUCUAAGAAAGUUAUCUGUAUGACAGUCGGCUGUAUCACAAUGGGCUAUAAGACUGUUGGUUGUAAGACAGGUGGUUGUAAGACAGGUGGUUGUAAGACAGGUUGUUGUAAGGCAGGUGGUUGUAAGACAGGUGGUUGUAAGACAGGUGGUUGUAAGACAGGUGGUUGUAAGACAGGUGGUUGUAAGACAGGUGGUUGUAAAACGGACUGUGGGAUACGUUGAUCGUAGAACAAACGGAUUGUGGGAUAGAUUUAUGUAAAACAGAUAGAUUGUGCGAUAUAUUAAUUGUAUGAUAUAUUGAUUGUGUGAUUAAAUUGAUUGUAUGAUAUAUUGAUGGUGUGAAAUAUUAAUUUUAGAAAUAAGGGAUAUUUCGGAAUAGAUUGACUUGUAGUAAACAUUGAUUGAUAUACAAUAUAUAUUUUAGGAAAUAUAAUAGUCACAUGUGGAUAGUGAGUUAAAUGGAUGAAGGCGCCAUUUUGGGUGAAACUACCUGGAUACACAUAAAAAUGGAUGCGAGCAAUGUGGAGGAUACAGCAGAAACCAGGAGUGGAUAGGGAUAAAUGAGAAAUCAUCCACUCAAGCAAAGAGUGGAUAUGGAUGAGGUAAACAAACAUCCACUAACCCGGAUAUGUCAGUCUUAAAAGAUCCCAUUUAUUUCGUCCAGUAUAUGGUGUGUCAGGUACCGAGAAAUAGCCAAUGGGCGUGUUUAUAUACAGAGGAGUGCUGAGGGUAUCCAGCUGUUGGAUGGGAUGAUCCAGACAAUAUGGUGCACUUUGCAGUGGCGUCUUUAUGCGUGGGCUUACUGGACAGGGGCGCCUCACGGCCUGGACACACUGAACAGGGGCGUCUGAAGGCCUGGACACACUAAACAGGGGCGUCUGAAGGCCUGGACACACUGAACAGGGGCGUCUCACGGCCUGGACACACUGAACAGGGGCGUCUGAAGGCCUGGACACACUGAACAGGGGUGUCUUAAAGCGUGGGCACACUGGACAAGGGCGCCUCAAAGCGUGAGAACACUGGGUACAUGUUUCCAAUUUUUCUACAGGGAUAUUGUUAUAAUUUCUUUAGACUGGAUCUUGAUACAUGACGUAAUGGUGUACAUCUGGAGACACGCAGUCAAAUUAACGUAAUGGUGUACAUCUGGAGACACGCAGUCAAAUUAACGUAAUGGUGUACAUCUGGAGACACGCAGUCAAAUUAACGUAAUUGUGUACAUCUGGAGACACGCAGUC
Messenger RNA from Lymnaea stagnalis (great pond snail), 3331 nucleotides. NCBI's taxonomy places the organism in Eukaryota, Metazoa, Mollusca, Gastropoda, Lymnaeidae. The record is from the annotation of a GenBank genome assembly.